Penicillium maclennaniae is the source of this 1752-nucleotide messenger RNA. Its product is annotated as amino acid permease GAP1. Gene Ontology annotation, molecular function: amino acid transmembrane transporter activity. Gene Ontology annotation, cellular component: membrane. The transcript is spliced from 3 exons. Lineage: Eukaryota; Fungi; Ascomycota; Eurotiomycetes; Eurotiales; Aspergillaceae. Gene Ontology annotation, biological process: amino acid transmembrane transport. The record is from RefSeq and is a predicted model, not a curated record. Bases 1 to 1752 code for a protein of 583 amino acids.
AUGGAGGAAAAGAAGAUCGAGCCGGUCCAAACGACGACCGAGCCAUUGCCUGCCUAUGGCGACUCGGAACCCACUCGAGGCACCUGGACGCAGCGCGUCGCAGAUAGCUUCAAGCGGGACCCCAAUGCCCGCGUCACUGGCGGUCACUCUGCCGGUGCCGACGGCUCUGGCUUCGAUCUCGAAACCGCCGCACAGAACACCGCCGAAUCGCCUUUACAACGUACUUUGAAGGGUCGUCAUCUUCAGAUGAUCGCCAUUGGUGGUUCCAUCGGUACUGGUCUAUUCGUCGGAUCGGGCUCAGUCCUGGCGGCUGGUGGCCCCGCGUCUGUCCUCAUCGCGUAUGUUCUCAUCGGUAUUAUGCUCUACUGUACAGUCCACGCUCUUGGUGAAAUGGCCGUCUUGUUCCCCGUUGCUGGUUCUUUCUCACAUUACUCGACUCGUUUCAUCGACCCCGCCUGGGGUUUCGCUAUGGGUUGGAACUAUGCUCUGCAGUGGCUGGUCGUUUUACCCUUAGAAAUUGUCGCGGCCUCUAUCACCGUCGAUUACUGGAGUCCCAAUGUCUCGAACGCCGCAUGGGUCGCGAUAUUCUGGGUCUUGAUCGUUUCUAUCAACAUGUUCGGUGUUCGAGGUUAUGGUGAAGCCGAAUUCGUCUUCUCGAUCAUCAAGGUCACCGCCGUCAUCGGAUUCAUUAUUCUGGGCAUCAUUCUCAACUGUGGUGGCGGCCCUGAGGGGGGCUACAUCGGUGGUAAAUACUGGCACGAUCCUGGUGCUUUCCACAACGGCUUCAAGGGUCUUUGCAGUGUCUUUGUCAACGCUGCCUUCGCUUUUGCUGGAACUGAGCUGGUCGGUCUCGCCGCUGCUGAGACUGCCAACCCCCGCAAGUCCCUUCCCACCGCCAUCAAGCAGGUCUUUUGGCGUAUCGCCCUGUUCUACGUUGUCUCCCUCACCCUCGUUGGCCUUCUGGUCCAGUAUAACGAUCCCCGCCUGGUCAGUGGCACCUCGUCCGCCGACGCCAAGGCAUCUCCCUUCGUCAUUGCCAUUGAGAACGCCGGUAUCUCGGGUCUGCCUUCGGUGAUGAAUGUGGUCAUCAUGAUUGCCGUCCUAUCUGUUGGUAACUCCUCAGUCUAUGGUGCUUCCCGUACCCUGGCUGCUCUCGCCGAGCAGGGCCAGGCUCCUCGCUUCCUCGCCUAUAUUGACCGCAAAGGUCGUCCCAUGUUUGCUAUCCUUGUCUCCUCAGCUCUAGGUCUGCUCUGCUUCCUAGCGGCCUCGGACAAACAGACCCAGGCUUUCGAGUGGAUGAUGGCCAUUUCCGGUCUCUCGUCCAUCUUCACCUGGGGCUCUGUCUGCCUUUGCCACAUUCGCUUCCGUCGUGCCUGGAAGAUCCAGGGCCACAGCCUGAAUGAGCUGGCAUUCCGCUCUCAGCCCGGCGUCAUCGGAUCGUGGAUCGGCUUCUGCUUUAACUGCCUCGUAUUGGUCGCCCAAUUCUGGGUCGGCUUUGCUCCUGUCGGUUAUGCUGAGGAGAGCGCAUCUGCCCUGGUGGAGAACUUCUUCUCCGUUUACCUCGCCGCGCCGGUCGUCAUUGCGUUCUACGUCCCCUACAAGAUCUGGUACCGCACCAAGGUCGUGCGCUCGCGUGACAUGGAUCUGCAGACCGGUCGCCGUGAUCUGGAUCUUCAGGAUCUUGUUGAGCAAGAGAAGGCUGAGCAGGAGGCAUGGCCGAAGUGGAAAAAGGUCUACAAGUUCUUCUGUUAG